Dentiscutata erythropus is the source of this 717-nucleotide messenger RNA. NCBI's taxonomy places the organism in Eukaryota, Fungi, Glomeromycota, Glomeromycetes, Diversisporales, Gigasporaceae. The record is from the annotation of a GenBank genome assembly.
AUGCGAUGGAAUUUCACAUUGGCUAUGUUUGAAAGAUACAUUUACUUACAUAAAGCAAUUUCUGAGAUGUGCUUAAAAGAAUCAUCAAUGCCUCUCUGCUUAGACGAUGAAGACCUCUUAGCUCUUGAAUCCUUUUGCCAAUUUCUUAAACCAUUCGAGUGUGCAACUUUAAUUCUUUCUAAAGAACAAACAAAUUCAAUUUCUAAUACAAUAUUAAUCAUACUUGAAAUUAGUCAGCAUAUUAAUAAAGCUAGGAAUAAUGACAUGAUCCAUAAAAUGAAAAAAAAGUUUGAUAAAUACUGGAAUGUAAUCUUCGAUUAUGUAAUAAUUGCACAUGUCCUUGACCCAAGAUAUAAGUUGAAUUACUUAAAGGCAACUUUAAUUGAAGUCAGUAAAUAUAGUGAGAGUAACAUAGAGCUGUUUGUUGAUAAUGUUCGGCAGAAGAUUAUUUCUAAUAGAAUUAAGUAUUCAAGUGCAGAAUCUUCAAAUGCUGAAGAUUCUUCUAAUGCUGAAGAUUCUUCGAAUGUUGGGUCUUCAAAUAUUGGAAUUAGUAUUAUUAAUUCUACAUCUAAUUUCUUAUUUUCUAAACAAAAAAUUUUAAAAAAACAAAAAUGUAUGGAUACAAUAGAAUAUGAGUUAGAAUUAUAUGAAAAUAAGCUACUUGAAGAGUUUGAUAAUAAUAAUGAAAAGGAAGAAAAUAAAGGAAUACUAUUCUGA